Molecule: messenger RNA, 1527 nt
Organism: Serendipita indica DSM 11827
Lineage: Eukaryota; Fungi; Basidiomycota; Agaricomycetes; Sebacinales; Serendipitaceae
Source: the annotation of a GenBank genome assembly
AUGGCCUCUUCACUCAACUCCGCCUCCUUCCAAGCCCCCGCACACCGAAACUUGCAAGCGAUUUCGGCGGCUGUCCCGUCUGCGUACCCACGGCCCCCAAUGGCCCAGUCCCACGCAGCCCCACCAUUUGAAGGCAUUGUCGACUUUACUUAUCCUAGCUCGCUCCCAGCGCAUCAACAGUCCUUUACGGGUUAUCCGACCGGCUCCGAUCUCGUGCCCCAGCAUGUCGGCCGUCUAGACGGAACUGAAUGGAAGCAGUCUUCAUUCUUUUCCUAUAGACCAAACGAGGUCAAGCAUCGCAAGAGGACAACCCGUCAGCAGCUCAAGGUGCUCGAAGAGACGUUCCGCACCACGCAAAAGCCAGACGGCAAUCUCCGCAAGACACUCGCCGUCCAGCUGGACAUGACCCCGCGCAACGUCCAGGUCUGGUUCCAAAACAGACGUGCAAAGGAUAAGACACUUGCAAAACGUGCUCAAAAGAGCCUGGAAGAGCAACAGCCCAAGGAUAUGGCCGCAGGACCCGCGGACGCGAUCGAGACUUCUUCGCCCAUGGACACGCCAAACGUCACCUCGCCUGUCGACUCGAUAGGCACAUAUGUCCAGUCUGACGUUCUCAGUCCGCUUUCGUCGCACCCGACCUCGAGCGUGACCAGCCCCAUCGAUGCUCUCUACUCGCAACACGACGCAAUCGUAGAGUCGGUCAACUAUGGCUCUGACAAUGGUUCCAGCCAACAACCCCUUGCAUAUCCAAGGCAUAUUUUUGCGCCACGCGGAUCGCUCCCGCACAUCCAGGCCGUCCCGUACUCGCAAGACUUCCAACACCAGCGUUCCAAUUCUUCUCCCGCAUUUCUCACCAGUGUCGACAACUCCAACUUGUCCCUGACGACUUACGCAAGCAUCAACGGCAUCUUGUAUCCCCAGCAAAGCCACCCAAUGUAUCCAUCUUCUUAUUCGUCCAGCGCCUCGGGUAUUUCCGCAGGGCCUCUGCCUGCAUCGGACUUUGUGUUUGGCAUGCCCGCUCGCCCAGAUGCAGACAGGGAAACGGAGGCAACCUUUUCGCACAUUCGCUCCGUCUCCGGAAGCGACACCCCAUCGAGUCUCUCACACUAUGGCUCGGUCGCUUCAUUUAAUGAACACGGGUACGAAGAAGAAGUGGUUGGCGCCCCAACGGGAUGGCAACCUGAACAACGACGUGGUUCGAACGCGUUGACUCAGGGCGGCAUGUCUAGCCGCGGAUACUCCCCGCUCUCGGCUACUUUUGCUCAAUCCUCACCUCGCUCCGACUCUGCUCAAUGUCUCGAGGCCAAAGUCGAGUACGUGGACAAUGUCGCGUACCCACAGUCGUGGUCAUCGGCAUACUCGGACGACGCCAAGCCAUAUCCGUCCGAGUCGUAUGCUUAUGAGCGAUACGUUUACAGCCGUGAUGCAAACAUCGUCCCAAGCUAUGCCAAUGUCGAGCAACCGUACAACAUUCAACCUUCCUUCGCUCCCUACCAGCAAGCUCCAGUCGGCUACACAUACGCAUAA